AUGGCACAGGACAAAGGAAGCCAUCAUACGUUUCAACGAAAGGCCGGCAGAUUGUGGUAUAAAAGGUGCAAUUUUUUACAUCAAGAGUGCUGCUCUGAUCCGAGCAAUAAUCGACUUCAUCCGUCGUUUGAAACAGCUUCUCUUGGAAGAGAAAAGAUAUUAAUUCGAAGGCCAAGGAUUGUACGUGGAUUGUAUCUUGGCAAAGAACCAUUGGAAUAUCAAAAAAUCCCAACUCCGUUUAGAUUUAGCUUCCAACAAGGAUAUAAUGAUAUCACGGACCAAGAACAAGACAAGGCCAAAAAUUUCAAGGGAAGAAUAAUUUACUCACAAAGCAUGACUGUAACGCUCUGCAGUUUACAAACAAAGCAGGUGAAUUGUGGACAGUUUAAGCGUGACAGAGUUGUGUGGAAAAGCGAUGCUGUUCGACCUACUAAUAAUUCGGGCACGGAUCAAAACUGGUGGAAGAAAGAGCUCCCGUUGUCAUGCACUACGAAGGUGAAGCAGGAUGCAGACAAGUUAAGGUUGAAUGCUAAAAUUUCACGACAGUUACAAGAGAAAAAUCUCGUACAAACUGACGAGGAAGAAGCGCUUAGAGGCGAAUAUCAAAAGAGGACGAAGCAAAGUGUGAAAUGCCGUUCAAGAAAUUGA
Molecule: messenger RNA, 648 nt
Organism: Porites evermanni
Lineage: Eukaryota; Metazoa; Cnidaria; Anthozoa; Scleractinia; Poritidae
Source: the annotation of a GenBank genome assembly